CGAGCCGGACACACGUAUUGUUCAACCACCAAGUUUGCAAAGUUCGCGAUCGCAAUGGCAGCCGAGACUUACGGACUUCGUUACUACAACGAAAAAGACAUCUUCCCUAAUGACGUCAUGCUGGAGUAUACCGAGGAGUGCUACCUGCCCUGGCCGAGGUCUCCUGACUCCGGGCGCUCGAGCCUGGAGCCGACCCCAUCCUUGGACAGCAACGAGUCACCAACACACAUCGCCUAUCGAGGGAUGCCCAACGAUAUUGCUCUAGAAGACAGUGUGGAAGAUGGGGAAGUUCUAGAAGGAUCUGGAAAGAGGAGAGGACGAGCGACUAACGCUGCCGUUCUCCGUAGGCGUCGUCUAGCAGCAAAUGCUAGAGAACGAAGAAGGAUGCAGAACUUGAACAAAGCUUUCGAUAGACUUCGCGGUCACCUACCGUCUUUGGGGGCUGACCGUCAACUAUCCAAGUACGAAACCUUGCAAAUGGCGCAGACUUAUAUCGCAGCACUUUACGAGUUAUUGCAGUAAAGGUAUGAAGAUCAUUAGAGAUAUUAGAUGCAGGCUUUGUUAACAUCAAGGCGAUAAACGCUAAGUGUUACGUAAUGCUAAAACUUGCCAAAUUUUAUCUAGAAAUAGGUAGUACAGGGAUAUUUAUUGUUUUAAUCUGAUUGCACUCGUUACCAAUUAGUGUAGUGAUGUUGUGAAGAAAAUAUUGUUAGAAAAAUCAAAGGAUAAAGUAGGAUAUUUUAGAAUCGAUUAGUUUAUCGAAUAUCUUCAGGUAUAAUCGAUUAUAUAAAAUAUUUGGGUAUAAUACGCUUUUUAAAUUAGAUUUAGUUUUAAUU
Messenger RNA from Papilio xuthus (Asian swallowtail), 836 nucleotides. Its product is annotated as protein atonal. Gene Ontology annotation, biological process: axon development; sensory organ development; positive regulation of transcription by RNA polymerase II. Gene Ontology annotation, cellular component: nucleus. The coding region runs from base 55 to 522 and encodes 155 amino acids. The transcript has a single exon. Gene Ontology annotation, molecular function: DNA-binding transcription factor activity, RNA polymerase II-specific; protein dimerization activity; E-box binding. The record is from RefSeq and is a predicted model, not a curated record. NCBI's taxonomy places the organism in Eukaryota, Metazoa, Arthropoda, Insecta, Lepidoptera, Papilionidae.